AUCUAAAAACAAAUCAAACUUUGCAGAGGUGAGCAGAUUUCUCCACAAAUAAGAGAAAACAUAGAAGAAACCUGUGUACAGUGGGUGCCAAAAUGCAUCGGAAUAUAUAUUUUAAAGGAUAAUUCUAAGUAUAAUAUAAUUGAUCACUAUGGCUACGACUGCAAUGUUUGUAGAUCCUGAUGCCAAUUUGACUGACACACAAAAAUGUAUGAAAACCAGAGAAUGGUGGGUUUUCCUUGGCUCAAGUCUCAUAACUUUUGCCGCAUGGGUAAUUGUUGUUUUGAUUUGGCGUGUCAUUGCUUAUCUAUGCUGUCAAAAGAAAUCAAAAAAAGUCAUCAAGCAAGGAAGCCCUCAAAAGGGUGCUUUCUUGAAAACUGCCGAUCCAGAAAUAGGAUGGAUGACGGAAGCAAAAGAUUGGGCUGGAGAGUUGAUAUCUGGACAAACAACAACAGGAAGAAUAUUGGUUGUGUUUGUAUUUUUCCUGAGCAUUGCCUCGCUGAUCAUAUACUUCAUCGAUGCAUCACAGUGGCCCCCUGAGGCCCAGAUAGAGACAUGUGUAGAAUGGGAUAAGAGCAUCACUCAACAAGUAGAUUUAGCAUUCAACAUAUUCUUCAUGAUAUAUUUCUUCAUACGGUUUGUAGCAGCUGCAGACAAAUUCUGGUUUCUACUGGAGCUUUUCUCAUUUGUUGAUUACUUCACAAUUCCUCCUUCAUUUGUGGCCAUCUAUCUCAAUAGGAACUGGUUAGGUCUAAGAUUCACAAGGGUGUUGAGGCUUCUCUCCAUACCUGAUGUAUUGCAGUACCUGAAUAUACUGCGGACAAGUAACUACAUACGUCUUACUCAGCUACUUGCAAACUUCAUGUGCCUCUGGCUGACCGCAGCUGGCUUUAUACAUCUGGUUGAAAAUUCGGGAGAUCCAUGGCGAAAUUUCGACAACCCGCAAGCCAUAACAUUCUGGGACUGUUGUUAUUUUGGCCUGGUUACCAUGUCAACCGUGGGCUAUGGAGAUAUCUCAACAAAAACAGUCCUCGGCAAACUAUUCAUGUGUUUCUUCAUUGUAGGAGGUUUGGCUAUGUUUGCCAGCUCGAUUCCAGAAAUCUUGGAGAUUCUAGGAAAUCGGCAAAAAUAUGGUGGAUCGUACAAAAAGGAGACAGGCAAGAGACACAUUGUGGUUUGUGGGCAUAUUACAUACGACUCUGUCUCAAACUUCCUCAGCGAUUUCCUACACAAAGACCGGGAAGACGUAGAUGUGGAAAUAAUUUUCAUGCAUAAAUUUCUCCCAGAUCUUGCGCUUGAGGGCUUGUUCAAACGCCACUUUACCCAAGUCUCAUUUUUCCAAGGGACCGUAAUGGACUCAAAUGACCUAGAAAGAGUUUGUAUCAAAGAAGCUGAUGCUUGUUUAGUUCUUGCCGACAAGUAUUGUGAAGAUCCUGACGCUGAGGAUGCUGCUAACAUCAUGCGUGUUAUCUCCAUCAAAAACUUUCAGUCUGAUAUCAAAGUUAUCAUUCAGCUACUGCAGUAUCAAAAUAAGGCAUAUUUAUUGAACAUCCCAGGUUGGGACUGGAAGCGGGGAGAUGAUGCUGUUUGUGUUGCGGAGUUGAAGCUUGGGUUCAUUGCCCAGAGUUGUCUAGCCCCAGGCUUUUCUACUCUCAUGGCAAACCUGUUCACCAUGAGGUCUUUCAAAGUAGAAGACAUUAAGGCUACGGAUAGUCAGUCUCCAGAUACCCCUCAAUGGCAGAAUGAUUACAUGCGUGGCACAGGCAUGGAGAUGUACACAGAGUACCUCUCACAGGCAUUCGUAAGCAUGACAUUCCCACAGGCAGCAGAGCUGUGUUUCAUCAAACUUAAGUUGUUACUUAUUGCCAUAGAGGCCAGAAGUGAAGAUGGCAAUGAAAGUUGCAUUGCCAUUAACCCAGGGAACAACAUCAAGAUAGAGUCCAAUACACAGGGCUUCUUUAUUGCUCAAUCUGCAGAAGAGGUUAAAAGAGCCUGUUACUAUUGUAAAGCUUGUCAUGAAGAUGUAACGGAUGUUCGAGCAAUCAAAAAAUGUCGCUGUCGAACAUUGAAACUGUUCAAGAAGGGAGCCACGGCAGUGUUAGCAUUUAACCAGCAACGAGGCAAAGGUUUCAAUGUACCAGUUACCAGUGUUGACAGCCAAAUCACCACGUCAGAAGCUUUGGUCAAUAUGCCUAUGGCCAAGCUGGGGAAACAGGGAAAGAAGGCACCUACAGAUGGCAAAAUAGGUGUAGGAGUGUCCCCAGAGACACUCAAGAAAAACAGACUAGGAUCUGCUAUAGCAAACAUGACAAAGAGCCAACAAUUAACUGUAGAGAAGCCUAGCAUGAAGAAGGAAAGUUCCAUGGAUAUCGCAGACAAUGAGAAAAGAUUUGACUCCACUGGGAUGUUCCAUUGGUGCCCUGAAAAAAAGCUUACAGAAGUUAUUAUGGAUCGUGACCAAGCCACUAGCUUCAUGCUGAGCAACCAUGUUGUCGUGUGUCUGUUCGCUGAUGCCAACUCACCUCUGAUUGGCCUACGCAACCUGGUCAUGCCGCUACGGGCUAGCAACUUUCAUUACCACGAGUUAAAACAUGUCGUCAUUGUCGGCAAUGUUGACUACAUUCGCAAAGAGUGGAAAACUUUAUGUAAUUUUCCAAAAUUGAUCAUAUUAAAUGGGUCUCCAUUGAAUAGAGCCAACCUUCGUGCCAUGAAUAUAAACCUAUGUGACAUGUGCACGAUACUCUCUGCACGCAAACCAGCGAUAGAUGAUCCAACGCUGGUUGAUAAGGAAGCCAUCUUAUGCUCCCUGAACAUCAAAGCAAUGACGUUUGAUGACACUAUAGGCUUGCUCAAUGACUUUGCCAACAGUGAAGAACCAGGGGCAGGGUUUAUGCCUCUUGGGUUCUCUCCUAUGGGUACACCAGUAAAAGGGACAAGGAGGGGGUCAUCAUAUGGAGCUAAUGUACCAAUGAUCACAGAACUAGCCAAUGACACCAAUGUCCAGUUUCUGGAUCAAGAUGAUGACGAUGAUCCAGAUACAGAGCUUUACAUGACGCAACCGUUUGCUUGUGGUACAGCCUUUGCUGUCAGUGUGCUAGACUCUCUCAUGAGUACAACAUACUUCAACGACAAUGCUUUGACGCUAAUCCGAACGCUCAUCACUGGGGGAGCCACACCAGAGCUGGAGCAGAUCCUGGCAGAGGGGGUUGGGAUGCGAGGGGGUUAUAGCACCCCAGAGACUAUAGCUAAUAGGGAUAGAUGCAGGGUUGGACAGAUCUCACUGUUCGAUGGCCCACUUGCUCAAUAUGGAGAAUCAGGGAAAUAUGGCGAUUUGUUUGUGGCAGCUCUCAAGAAUUUCAACAUUCUAUGUAUAGGUCUCUAUAGGUUCAGAGACACCAAUGCCUCCGUGAGGUGUCCAUCGUCAAAACGUUAUGUCAUCACCAAUCCACCGGAUGACUUUCCUCUCUUACCCACUGAUAUGAUAUUCUGUCUUCAGCCAUUUAACUGUAAACUUAAUGGUGCAAGAAAAAGACGGAAGAAACGAUCAAAGGCCAGUAAUGAGCAGGAGGUGAACGAGAGCCAAUCAUGAUGCAGCAUCUAUGGGGAAUGCAAAAAUUAGCCAGUUUGAAGAUCUAACAACUCAAAUGGUGGCUUCAGUGGUCCACACUGGUUGUGGCAUAGAAAUAAUUACUUAAUCUAGUCUGUAACCGAGUCAUAUGUUUCACCAUAAAAGUUAUUAUUCCUUAAAUCUGGAUCAUAUAUGAAGCUACCCCUUGAGCAUAAUAUUGCCAGGAAAUAAUAAUCUUGAGACAGAGUGAACAUAAAGUACAAUAGCUUGUACUAUUAUAUCAUGUGAAGCAAGGAUCUAUGAGGCCCAUGUAUGCUGUAUGGUGUCAGUUCAGAAACAAGACUCUGUAUGAUGUCACUUCAGAAAGAGACUUCUGUAUGAUGUCACUUCAGAGGAAAGACUGUCUUUGUAUGAUGUCACUUCAGAAACAA
This is a messenger RNA of Owenia fusiformis, 3996 nucleotides long. NCBI's taxonomy places the organism in Eukaryota, Metazoa, Annelida, Polychaeta, Sabellida, Oweniidae. The record is from the annotation of a GenBank genome assembly.